Molecule: messenger RNA, 1413 nt
Organism: Nerophis lumbriciformis (worm pipefish)
Lineage: Eukaryota; Metazoa; Chordata; Actinopteri; Syngnathiformes; Syngnathidae
Source: RefSeq, a predicted model, not a curated record
AUGUUUGCUCUCCUCCAGACAGCACGUUGGUCAUAUGAGCAGCAGGGAGAAGAAGAAGCAGCGAUGGACAACUUGUCCCGCUGGAUGAGGAGGUGCUUCUGUGGCCAGGUAGAAGAGGAUGACGGGUGGAGAGGAGAAGAGGAGGCCCAGGAAAAGGAGGAAGAACAGAUGGGGGCACUAAGAAUGGAGGAAAGGGGUGUCAAGAAGAGCAAAAGUUCUUCAUCGCUGCCGGCUGCUGAGCUGGAUCCAAAUAGCUCUGGACCGCAACCUCACUGGUUCCACACGCUGCAGAUGCGACGGCUACGGGUGCAGCGAGGCCGAAGUAACAGUGACCCUUGGAGCCAGAAGGACUGCCAGAACCCCUUCAUAUGGAAACCAGGGCUACAGUUUGGAACGGCCAACUCAUACGUAAGCCUGGAGAAACUUGGUGAAGGCUCAUACGCAUCUGUUUAUAAAGGCAUCAGCAGGAUCAACGGACAGCUUGUGGCGCUGAAGGUUAUCCAGACAAAGACAGAGGAAGGCAUCCCGUUUACCGCCAUCAGAGAAGCCUCGCUGCUCAAAGGCCUGAAGCACGCCAACAUCGUCCUCCUGCAUGACAUCAUUCACACCAAAGACUCGCUCACCUUCGUCUUUGAAUACGUGCAAACAGACCUGGCCCAGUACAUGGACCAGCAUCCGGGAGGUCUGCAUUCUCACAAUGUGCGGGUCUUCAUGUUCCAGCUGCUGCGCGGUCUCACCUUCAUUCAUGACCGCCGGAUCCUCCAUCGAGACCUGAAGCCUCAGAACCUCCUCAUCAGCUAUUUGGGAGAACUCAAACUGGCCGAUUUUGGUCUGGCCCGUUCCAAAUCUGUACCCUGUCAGAGUUUUUCCUCGGAUGUAGUGACAUUGUGGUACCGCCCUCCCGAUGUCCUGCUGGGAUCUACAGAUUAUUCAACUGCUCUGGAUAUCUGGGGGGCUGGUUGCAUCUUCGUAGAGAUGCUGCAAGGUUCGCCAGCAUUUCCAGGAGUCACAGAUGUGUUUGACCAACUCAUGAAAAUUUGGAUGGUGCUUGGAAUCCCAUCAGAGGAUAACUGGCCUGGAGUUACCCACCUGCCUAAUUAUCAGCCAGAUUGGUCUCUUCCCUCUAAGCCAAAGCGGAUUCGCGCUGUGUGGAAAAGGUUGAGUCGACUCCCGGACAAAACUGAAGACCUUGUUCAGAAAAUGCUGAUGUUGGCGCCUACAGACCGGCUUUCAGCACCAGAUGCCCUGCAACACCCGUAUUUUAACACGCUGCCACCACCCAUCAUGCAUCUGAGGGACACUGUGUCAAUCUUCAAAGUCCCUGGCGUCCAUCUGGAGUCCGAGUUCCGCGACACCCUUAAUCCCAGCGGGCGAGUCAGACCUUCAUUUCUACCUGCUGCCAAAUUUUGGUGA